ACUCACACCCGAAAGUCGUAAGACAGGAUUGAGGCAUCUCACAAACGAGGACUAGACCAACUCAGGCAAAAUGGUGAAAGUAGGUGUCAAUGGAUUCGGCCGUAUCGGGCGUCUGGUGACCCGUGCUGCAUUCCACUCCAAGAAGGGAGUUGAGAUUGUGGCCAUCAACGACCCCUUCAUCGACCUGGACUACAUGGUCUACAUGUUCAAGUAUGACUCCACCCACGGACGUUUCCAUGGUGAGGUCAAGGCUGAGGGUGGCAAGCUGGUCAUCGAUGGACACAAAAUCACUGUGUUCCACGAGAGAGACCCAGCUAACAUCAAGUGGGGAGAUGCUGGUGCCACCUAUGUAGUUGAGUCAACAGGUGUCUUCACCACCAUUGAGAAGGCCUCUACCCAUCUGAAGGGUGGUGCCAAGAGGGUUGUCAUCUCCGCUCCCAGCGCUGAUGCACCCAUGUUCGUCAUGGGCGUCAACCACGAGAAGUACGAUAACUCCCUCAAGGUUGUCAGCAAUGCUUCAUGCACAACCAACUGCCUGGCUCCCCUGGCCAAGGUCAUCCACGAUAACUACCACAUCAUUGAGGGUCUGAUGAGCACAGUUCACGCCGUCACCGCCACCCAGAAGACUGUUGAUGGUCCUUCUGGAAAGCUGUGGAGGGAUGGACGUGGCGCCAGCCAGAACAUCAUCCCUGCCUCCACCGGAGCAGCCAAGGCUGUCGGCAAGGUCAUCCCCGAGCUGAACGGCAAGAUCACUGGCAUGGCCUUCCGUGUCCCCACCCCCAACGUCUCAGUGGUGGACCUGACCGUCCGUCUGGAGAAGCCUGCCAGCUACGACGCCAUCAAGAAGGUUGUCAAGGCUGCCGCUGAUGGACCCAUGAAGGGAAUUCUUGGAUACACGGAGCAACAGGUUGUGUCUUCAGACUUCAACGGCGACACCCACUCCUCCAUCUUUGAUGCCGGCGCUGGCAUUGCUCUGAACGACCACUUCGUCAAGCUGGUUACAUGGUAUGACAACGAGUUCGGCUACAGCAACCGCGUCAUUGACCUGAUGGCUCACAUGGCCACCAAGGAGUAACGCAACCAACC
Molecule: messenger RNA, 1086 nt
Organism: Salmo salar (Atlantic salmon)
Lineage: Eukaryota; Metazoa; Chordata; Actinopteri; Salmoniformes; Salmonidae
Product: glyceraldehyde-3-phosphate dehydrogenase
Biological process (GO): glucose metabolic process; glycolytic process
Cellular component (GO): cytosol
Molecular function (GO): NAD binding; NADP binding; glyceraldehyde-3-phosphate dehydrogenase (NAD+) (phosphorylating) activity
Source: RefSeq, marked provisional